AUGAGCGGCGCAGCUGAUGACCGUUCCAGUUGGCGCGGCGGCCGUGCGUUCGAUCAGAACCGCCAAUCCGGACAGCGGCAACCGAACUCCAGGACGAUGAGCGCACACGGCGGGUCCCGUGGAGGCCAGCAGAGCUCGAAUACGUCGCAUACUAGCUGGGCGGAUGAGGUUACGGCUGCAAGUCAAGACCAACACACUCCGGUAGGAGGCUUCAAUGCUGCGGAGGCGAAAACCGCUCUCAGGAGAGCGCCCAAACCUUACUUCUACAAAGCCCAAGGAAAGGAUGCAAACAAUCGUGCGAGUGGACCGUGGGGCUCGAAUCCGAAUACCAUGGCGAGUGGAAAAGACUUCUUUCUCGAGCUUCGAAAGCAAGUGACUGCUCUACGCCAGGGAGGAAGCGUUGCCGGGGGUUGA
This is a messenger RNA of Aspergillus nidulans FGSC A4, 414 nucleotides long. RefSeq lists its product as uncharacterized. NCBI's taxonomy places the organism in Eukaryota, Fungi, Ascomycota, Eurotiomycetes, Eurotiales, Aspergillaceae. Bases 1 to 414 code for a protein of 137 amino acids. The record is from RefSeq and is a predicted model, not a curated record. The transcript is spliced from 4 exons.